Molecule: messenger RNA, 5515 nt
Organism: Struthio camelus australis
Lineage: Eukaryota; Metazoa; Chordata; Aves; Struthioniformes; Struthionidae
Source: RefSeq, a predicted model, not a curated record
CCUUCCCCGGGGGAUUUUCCCUCUGUAAGGCAUCGCCUCUGGUGAAGCAUCGCCCAGGGUCUUUUUCCUGCAGACCAACAUCUCUGGCUGAACAAGAUCUUCUGCAGUCCACCAUUGCUCAAAAAGAGCAGCCACAACCCUCUCCGUGCCCUAAAUUAGGGAGGUCAAUGCUACCCUAACCCAUAGAAGUAAAUGAAUUAAUAUUUGUUAAUAGUUUGCACACUAUAGUGUUCAAUAUCCUGGAAAAGCUGAGGAGGAAACUGGUUGUUCUGUUUUCAGAGCAGGUUUUGAGGUCUUGCACAAUUACGAAGCUAUAAGGCCCAAGUUCAAAGAGUAAGAAAAUAAAAGCACAUUUCGAGUAGCUGCUUGUUAGCUGAGUGAAGCCUAUUCUGUGCACUGAAUGGAAAAAAAUAGCAAGUGAACACGCAAUCAGAGACGAUCAUAAUGCGUAUGCACAAGGGGGCCAAAAUAAAAUGGCACAGGACAUCUCAGUUACGACAUUUCUGAACAUCUAAGUGCUUUGCUCUGCAAAUAGAGAGUUCUUUGAACAUAGGAUUUUCUCUCCUCCAGGGGUAGUAAUACACAGCCUAAAAUAUGGCCAGAUCCUUCUGCCACUUUUUUCUCAGAUGUCCCCAUUACUGGUGCCACUGAGAUCUGAAUUUGGCCAAUGUGAUGUUGUUCUGAUCAGUUUGCAAAGCAGCUGAUGUUCAAUUUGGAUGGAGUCUGUCUUUUUGUCUCUCUUGGUGUGUCUUGUGCUUAAAUAUAAUCAUUAGAAGAAUCUGAUAAAGCAUCACUUAAUGUUUCCCUCUUCCUCUCCCCCUCUCCCCGUCAUGUCGUUCCACAACCUUGUAAAACCUGAAGAGCGGGGAUGGCAGGAAAGCAUACACUGUAAAUAUAUGUAUUUGGUGACUGACUUCUCCUUGGGGCACUUGGACAAUUUUGCCCAGUGACCAAUGUAAAAACAUUUGUCUAAUAUAUCACCACAUCAGCUCCGCUGGCACUGGCUUGAAGGCAGUAGUGUGCGCCUUCAUGUGAAGAGGGGAUGGCAGGAAGAGCUGGAGGUGAUCAGUCAUCUUGGACAGCCAAACCUUGAUUAAAAUGCUCAUAUGAAGAAGCAAUAAACUCCUAUUUUGUUCCUGAAAUGAUCUCAUGAAUAGACAUUUAGUGACUGCUAUCCAGUCUUUUUGUCUCAGGCCUUAUCCGUCAGUUAAUAGCUGUUGGCAGCCCGUGCAGUGCAGGCGUUGCAGCUCUUGGAUCUCACAACUGAGCAUCAAGGUGCUGUGCGUGGAGCACACCCUAGGAGGUGAUGGUUGGUUUUGGCUUUCUUCAGCUAAUGCACUCUGCUUAUCCACGGCAAAACAGUGGAAAAACACCGUUCCAUGCAGUAUUCUGCUCUGGACCUACAGCGUCGCUCUGAGAGCCUAAAUAUCAGAUUUUAACAAUCGGAUGCACAAUUGCACAAAUGGUUCAGCAGCUCUGUUGCUGCAACAGCUUACGCAAGUUGGUAGUUGCCAUUAGUCUUUGAGACAUCUCUUCACCACUUGAACUCAAAGCACUUUGUGGACAGAGCUAUUAUCAUGGCUACAUUUCAGGCAGGGAAUUGGGAAGGCAGAAAGGAGAUGGCCAAGUCAUGCAUCAGGCCAGCGGCAGGGCUGGGAAUGGAUCCAAGGUCUCCCCAUUUCCAGCCAAGCCCUCCGUCCACCUGGGAAUAGUCUUGAACGAUGGGAUAAAUAUCUGAAAAUGUGACUUGGGAGACGGAAAAUGCUCUGUGCUGUGGAUUCCCACCCUGGUUGCGCUCCUCUUGGAUGUCUCCUGAGUUUUAUGAUGGCCAAGGUUUGUCUGUCUAGCUGCCUAGCUUGCUCCAGCUGGCAUGGGACAAGCAAGGUUAUUAGAGUGCCGGCUUUUGUAAUUAUGAUAAAGCGAAUGACAUUCACAGCACUUGUUUUGUGAGAGAUUCUUUUCGCUGGAGCAACAAGGGAUCAGCUAAUUGGAUUAGAGAUGGAGAUGCUGUGUUGGGUCUCCACUCCCAGCAGCGAGGGGAAGAGGGUUGUGUGGCGUCUUUGCCUGCCGGAUGGUGCCUGCACGAAACUGAGGCAUUUGCAGGCACGUUAAUGAUUUUUGUUUGACGGAGGGGUCCAAAGUGCCGUACCGCAAGCUGGGAGCUCUCCCUCAGGUUGCAACGUGGAUCUCAGUCCUUUUGAAGUCUCACCAUUGAGAUAGGUUGUUUUUUCUGGAAGAGUUGAAGUGCCCAAAGCCACCGAACUGAGUCCUGGCCCAGGUGCUCAGCCAAGUUCCCGUUCUGCUUGCCCAGGCCAGGCUGCAGGAGCAGGGUUCAAGAAGAGCGUGUGCUUCAUCCAGAAAUAUCUUAAACCUAUUACCUUUUCUGGACAGACUGUGGUCCCAGGGCUCUGAAGUUAAACUGCGUCCAUAAAGCUCUUGACUCUGGCUAACACAUAUGCCAACUGGCAGUAGCCUCACGCUUUUGUGCUGGCUGGGGAAAUGGUGACCAUAGAAAUCCGAGGAAACUCAAUUUAAAGCAGUAGCAUCACCCUGGAUUGAGGCAUUGAGAUAGAGGCACCUGUGGCAGGCGAGAUCCCACCGGUGGGAUGUUGCUCUCUUCUUCUGUGAGCGUGAUCUGACUUGUCAAAGGCAACAGCAUAAAAACCACACCAUCAAAAUUGCAUAUUGUUUGGUCUUGCGCCCGCAGGGAUCUCAGCGUCGACGCAGGCCUGACUCACGCCCAGUUCCAGGUCCGUCCGGUCCCCCAGCCCUAUCAGCAUUACUUGGCUACCCCGAGGAUGCACCACUUCCCCAGGAGCACGUCCUCGACGCAGAUGGUCGUUCAUGAAAUCAGAAAUUACCCUUAUCCUCAGCUUCAGCUACUUGCUCUUCAGGGCCUGAAUCCAAACAGGCACACAUCCGCUGUGCGGGAAAGCUACGAAGAGCUGCUGCAGCUGGAGGACAGGCUGGGCAGCGUGAGCCGGGGCGCCGUGCAGAACACCAUCGAGAGGUUCACCUUCCCGCACAAGUACAAGAAGAGAAGACCGCAGGAGGGCAAAGCUGAGCAAGAGGAUGGCGAGGAGUCAGACACUGACGAGAAGUGCACAAUCUGUCUGUCCAUGCUUGAAGAUGGAGAAGACGUGAGGCGUUUACCGUGUAUGCAUCUCUUCCACCAAGUGUGCGUGGAUCAGUGGCUGGCCACCAGCAAGAAGUGCCCGAUCUGCAGGGUGGACAUUGAAACACAGCUCGGCUCGGACAGCUGAAAGAACUGGCUGGACGCACCAUUUUUCCUUAUCAGGUCGUAUGGCCAUCAACCCUUGCAGCAAAAUUUUGCCUUCUGAGCCAUUUGAUUGAGAGGAAAAGUCUGCAGGCACGUUAGCGAGAAGGAGGAAUUGGCGGUACGAUAUCUAGCGGUAGGAGAUAUUGCACGUACAGGAUACUGGCCCAGUGAAAGGGAGCUGGCGUUCCCGGAGCUCAGAGACCCCGUGCUGCAGAAGAUUUAGUCUUGAACACGAAGGAACUAGUUGUGGUAGUCUGGCCUGUCAAUCCUGCAUUUCAUGAGGAUUGUAUAUAUACCUCUCGAAUAAGUAGAAACACGUUAGGGGUUCUUUAGCUAUUUCUAUGGAUGGCAGCUGGAGCAUGUUAGCUUAAGAAAUGUUGUGUUUGAUGCCCUACUCAUCUUGUGGUGGACAUGUUGCUGUUACCUAAUUUGCACCAAAUAUUUUUCCAUAGAUUCCUUAUUUUGGUGCCUGAUUAAUACAUUACAGAGGGGGAAUAGAAAGGUCGAACUUUCCCACCCUCAGGAGGGAAGAGGCGAAAAAGCAAAAUCCUGUUUACAGUCAGAAGGGUUGCGCUCUUUGCCUCUGUCGCAUGUACUUCCUUUCCUUGUGUUUACAGUGUGUUGCAAAUUAAGAGACGCCUGAAAAAAAAAAAAUUGGGAAUGAAACGAAUGAAGCAAUAGGGAAACGCUUCGUUCCUGCUUAUCUGCUGGUGCUGGACACUUUCUGUAGGGGCACAAUAUUGACAUGCAUUCUGUUUCUUUUGUUUCUAUAUCUUAAUGAAGUAGCUUGACAUACCAAAUCGGAGGAAGGCCACGGGCUGUCUUUAUGAUUGUAAUUUUUCAUACCACUUUCUCCUGCGAGCUGUAAGGCCUGUUGGCUUUGGCGGCUGUUGCUGGCGCUCCACGUUUCCCCCGCCGUGGCGUGGACCCCUGCGUGAUGCAGGACGCUGUAUUGACCCAUUACCGUGCUUGCCACGACGGAUGCACCGCAGCGCGGGGCUGUCCGUGCAUUCGAGGGCUCCUAGACUCUUUGCCAGUCAAAAAAGAUGAUUAUAGGGGUCAGCUCCCGUAGCUGUGCUUUGGAGUAUAGCUGCUCGGAAAACACGCUAGGAAGGUGAUGGGCGAUGCGGGCCUCCUUCUCUGCAAUAAGAAAGCACAAGCCAAUCCGCAAGCUAAAGGUGGUGUUCAAAACGGAGAAAACUCAACCCGGCAAACUUUGUGUGAAAUUCCCAGUGCCGCGGUCCUUUCCCCACGUCCCUCUUUUCUGGUCCCCAGAGGGACGGAGAGCUCUCAUCUUCUGCACGUUGCCUCACCCCCGGCAAAAAAUUGCAGCGCUUGAGGGCUUAGAAAGAAUAAGAGAAGAAGGAUGCAGCUCAGGUGAAAUUCGGAAGUCUAUUUUUUUGGAGUUUUUUUAAUCCACUCUGGCUCACGGGCUGCUGUGGAAAAUCUCUCAGAGCAGUUCUGAUAACAGGCUGGGAGAAAAAAGGGAAAAUUCUCGUUGUCAGUAGGAAAAUGCUGACGACAGGAGCAUUUCAGCGCAGGAAGGGAACACAGUUUUAAAGGAGGAUUUGCUGCUUUCUAGAGGGGCUGGAUUUUAAAAUCUUGUGAGAGUACGCGUAUCUAUACACACAUGCAUUUUUAUAUAUAUAUAUAUAUACACGUAUUUCACUCUGCAUCCAUACGGAGCACAGAGCGACUAUUAAAAUGAAACCAGUGCUAAUUUAUCUGUCUCAUUACAAUCAUGCACAAAAACAGAGUUAGGAAUUAGUCCCUGAAGUGCCAAAGGAGUGGGGCUUUGCGAUCCAGGCUCCUUUUGAAAUCCCGACUGCAGACUACUAGCCACGAGGCCUUGGCUGCAGCCCGUGUUAGAGCUGGCCUCUCCAGCCUCUAUCCGAAAACCCGCCGGAGCAUCGGCGUUUGCAACCGAAAAGCCUGUUUGUUUGGGUUUUUUUUCUUUUUUAUGAUGCUUUUUUUUUGUUUGUUUAAUGUAGUAAGGGAGCAAAAGAGAGAUGCAGAGCAACAAGGAGAGUUAAUCAGAAACUGUAUAUAUUUAAACACUUAUGCGGAGGGGAUGAUUUCUGGUUCCGGCGAGCACCCGUUUCGCUGGAGCCCAGCAGCGCUCUGGGAGCAGAAAGGAAAGCGGAGGUUACCGCCGGCGAGAUCGCGGGAGUGCUGUGAGCUGGCGUUGCUGACCCCCGAGGCCCGGGCUGCGUUUUUCCGCUCGGGAGGACAGGG